Molecule: messenger RNA, 7260 nt
Organism: Arxiozyma heterogenica
Lineage: Eukaryota; Fungi; Ascomycota; Saccharomycetes; Saccharomycetales; Saccharomycetaceae
Gene: MEC1
Product: protein kinase MEC1
Exons: 1
Coding region: 1-7260 (2419 amino acids)
Biological process (GO): telomere maintenance; DNA damage checkpoint signaling; protein phosphorylation
Cellular component (GO): nucleus
Molecular function (GO): protein binding; protein serine/threonine kinase activity
Source: RefSeq, a predicted model, not a curated record
AUGUAUAUAAAGAAGCGGCACGGAAGAGAAUAUAACAAUUACAGAUUCAAUAUAGGCAUAAUACAAAAGAAGAAUAAAAAACUAACAAAAAGUGAUUUAGAUAUUAUGGAGCAGUAUAGCAAAUAUCUAGAUGAAUUGAUCAUUGCUAUUAAAGAAUCGCGAUUGACGUCUUUUGAUUCUAAAAAUGUUUCUGAAAAUAAUUUAAUGAAUAAUGUGUCUAUUCAAAAAUCAUUGGAUAAGGAUCCAAAAAGUUUGAAAGUCCUAUUAACAUUACUAAGUAAUUUGAAAGACGAGAAUAAAAAGAAAUAUAUUGUAAAUGAUAAUAUUUUUGGAAAAAUUGUACAAGCAUUAGAUCUUCUGAUAAGUUCACGACCUUUUCUUUUGGUAUCUGAGGUUCCUAUAACAUAUAGUACAAAUGAGACAAUACUGGGAAUAAAGAGGAUAAUAAAGGAUGUAUUAUUCGUUGGAAUGUCUUAUUACGAUGUACCUCACAGAUUAUGGUUUCUUAGGAAACAUUUAGGGAAAUGGUGUAACCUACUGAUAAAUUUAUACAAUAUGCAAUAUAAGUAUGAAAUAACGGAAUAUUUCCUAUCAUUAAUUACUACUACAGAACAAGAGCUUUCCCAAGUAUUGACUGGAAUUUAUCCAGUUGAAAAAUUUAUUUCAAAUCUUAAGAAAUUAUAUAUACUGUGUUAUUAUCUCUCUGGUCCACACGAUGUGUUUGGCUCUAGCUUAACUCUUCUGGAUUCUUUAAUGGGAUUGACUAAGUGGGAUCUUAUGUUUGAAAAGAUAAUCAGAUUUUUGUUAUUUGUAUUUGGAUCUAUAAGUGUUCCAACUCCAGAUUAUGCAUUGUUACAGGUAAAAUUUAUGUCUGUAUUAGUAGAUUUAUUAGUGUCUGAGUUAAGAAAUCAAAGUUCAAUUUCAUUAAACAAACUAAAGUUUACUUUGGAAGCAAUUUCAAUCUUCUUGAAGAAUGGUUUUGGUCUUCUGAGUAACAAUGAUAUUUUGGCAAAAACUUUAUUAAGGAUAUAUUCUUUAUGUAUUGAUGCAGAAAAAGUUAAGGAAGAUGCUGAUACUCUGGAGUAUCUGAAUCUAUGUAUUACUAUUUUAGGUUUUGAAAAAUGGGUUGAUUUAGAUAAGUUCUUAUUACCAGAAAACAGCAAAGAUUUGCCAUAUAACGUGUUCACAAUACAAGCAAUACUUCUUAUCCAAUUUGAUUGUAACCGUAAAAUAAUGAAAAAUGCAGCAGAUUUGGUUUUUAAUAAAAAAUAUCGUGUAUGGACAUUAAAAGAAGAAAAUGAACAGUUACUUGACAUAAUUUGUAAGCCACUUCCUGAAGAGUUGAAACAACUUGAAAAACUUCGAAGCUCGAUAUUAUAUAAAUUUCGGACUAAUGAUCAAGUUUGUUUGUUGAAAUAUGAAAUUGAUAAUUUAGACCCUAGUUUGUUUUUUAAGAUGAGUAAAGAUAUGAGUAAUCUCUAUGAGGAACUAGAGAAGAGUAUUCAAAAUUGUAUCAAUGCUAAGAUAACAAGUAAACUAGUCUCAUGGACUCGAAUACUGGGUAGGUUGGGUUGUUUUGAGGCACAUUUUUCAAAUAAUUCAAAAUUAUUAAAUUAUGAAAGUUGUGUUAUAUGUGAUAAUAAUAACACUCACAUCUUUACUAUGAAUGUAAAUCCAGAAAGACCAGAUAAUACUAAAAGUAAAGCAUUUGAAUUGUUGAAUCGGCUAUUUAUAUGUAAUCCUAUAGUUGAGGAAUUUUCUGAAGGUUUAUUAUGUGGAAUACUUUUUGCAUUGAAAAGAAUAUUGACACAUUUUCAACCUCAAAAAUUAUAUAUUGAUGAGGUUGAAAAUCCUUCGAGAUAUUUUGAUCUUAUAACAAAAUGUUUUGCUAGUAACAGCAGGUACCUUCGUUUGGUAAGUGUCAAAAUAAUACCCUUAUUAAACAUCACUUAUCUCUAUAAUAAAAACGAUGAAAAUACUAGAACUUUAGUGAGACUCUUACAAUCUGUCAAUGAUCCUAUAACAACAGAAACGGUAAUAUUAGGAUGGAUAGAGUUCAUUCAAACAACAAAUGGAGAACUUUUUGAUACAUUACUCUUGAAGUUAAUGGAUAUUUUUAACUCAGAUAACUAUACUGUUCAUACUAUGAUGACCUUUCAAAUACAAAAUUUGGCGAGAACAUUAGGAAAGACACCAUAUCAGUUAUUAUCACCCAUUCUCCCUAUAUUACUUCAACAAUUUGGAAAGAAUUUGGUUCAAAAAAAGGCUUCUUUUCAAAGAUUAUGUGAUCUUCUAGGUUAUUCAGGUAAAACAAUUUUAGAGAUGUUUCAACGUUAUAUUGUUCCUUACGCAGUGAUGAACCAUAAAAAUGACACAUUUGGAGAAAUAGCUCGAAUUAUUUGUGAUGGUGAGGUAGAGUUUCUAAAACAGCAACAGGAAGAAAUGUUAGAAUUUAACAGCCGUCAAAUUUUUGCAGUAGCUUUAGUUAAACAUGGUAUCUUUUCUCUAGACACAUUAGAAAAGUUAUUUAUUAAUCGAGCACCUCAAUUUGACAAAAGUUAUGUCGUUAGAUUUCUUUUUGAUUUUAAAACACUGGCUGAAAUUACAAAGUUAAAUAAAUAUAGUGAUAACCCAGAUGCAGGUGACCAAAAAAAUGAAAAGCGUAUAAUACAAGCAUUGCGAUAUCUGAUUACUAAUUUUGAAAAGGAUAAGAGGCGUGGUGGACUAUAUUUGAAUGACUCAAACUGGAAUGUGGAACAAGAAAAUCGUUUUCAAAAGAAGUUCCAAGAGGUUAUUUUGGGUAUUUUUCAGGUUUAUUCAAGUGAUAUCCAUAAUAUUGAAGGAAAAACUACUUAUUAUGAAAAGCUUCGAGUCGUUAACGGUAUUAUGUUGUUAAUUAAGAUCGUGUCGAAAAAAGCCAUUAUUUCUGCGCUUGCACAAAUUAGUAUUUGUCUCCAAACUAGUUUAGAAAUUAAAGAGGUAAGAUUUAGUGCUUUUAAAGCUUGGAAACAGCUAAUUAUUCGUUUGACUGAUGAAGAGUUGUCAACUAUAAUUGAUGUUUUUAUAGCAUUUAUUUUACAAAAAUGGUCGACAUUUGAACGUAUUUUAAAAAAUUUGAUUUAUGAAAUAUUAGAUAUUAUCAUUGAAAGUAAGGUUAGUCUUAUAACUUCUAUUAAACCUUACGUGACGUUUGCUCUGACUCAAAAAGUAGGACUAUCAUUAGCCGAGCAUAAUCCAAAAUUUGCCCGAAUUGUUAAGAAGACUCGAGAACUUACAGAUUUCAUAACUGUUUUUUCAAGCAACCUAAAAAGUAAUAAUAGAUAUGUCAUUCUGCAAAACUUAGAAGAUAUUGAAAUAUUUUUAAAAAAUCAUCAAGAAGAAUAUAUUGAUGAUAUUUUUCAAAACGAUAGUCAUAGACAGGAUAUCAGUGUUUUAUUAGGAGCACUUUUAGAGACUUCGCAUCGAUUUAGAUCAUCUGAUCAAUUAAUCUGUGAGAAAUGUGCAAAAUGCAUUAGUAUGAUUGGUGUGCUGGAUGUUACAAAACAUUCUUUAAAAGACUAUUCUAAUCAUAAUAAUGUGUAUUUCUUUAAUGAUAAAAUACAAGUAAUAAAAUUUCUUAUUUGGAUUAUAAAUGACGUAAUUGUUCCAGCUUUUUGGCAAAGUGAGAAUCCUCGAAAACAACUAUUUUUUGCAUUGGUAAUGCAAGAAUCACUUAGAUACUGUGAGCUUAGCAGUGACUCGUGGCAAAUUAGUGAAGCAGACAAAUAUCCUAGACAGAAGAAAUUAUGGGAGCAAUUCAACACAAUCUCACAAACCACUUUAUAUCCUUUGAUGUCUUCAUUAUAUCUUGCUCAGUCUUGGAAGGAAUAUACACCACUUGAAUAUCCCAUAUUUAAUGAAAAAGAAAGUUAUAAAACAUGGAUUAGAGCUUUAGCUUUGGAUCUGUUAAAAAUUGGUACUGAAGAAAACAAUCCAUUACAUGUGUUUUCAUCACUCAUUAGAGAGGAUGAUGGACAUCUUUCAAAUUUAUUACUUCCAUAUAUUGUUGUUGAUAUUAUUCUCAAAGCUGAACCAAAGACAAAAUUUGUUAAAUUAAUUGAUAAUAUUGUGGUGGAGUUUCGCUUUAUAUUCGAAUAUCCUAUGGAUAAUUUAAAUUCCUUACAACGUGAUACUCUUAAGAUGGCGUAUGAGUCAAUUUUUGGCGUUUUUGAGUAUUGUAAAAAAUGGACAACCCAAUAUAGAAAAGAAUAUUAUGACAGGUAUGCUACAACUGAGGUAGCAGAGGUUACAUAUGCAAGGAUGUUACAAAGAUUGGAUACAUUUUUGACAACAAUACCACCAGAUUUAUUAGCUAAAAGAUCUUUAGUCACCGCUUCCUAUGAACGUUCUAUUUUAUAUUUGGAGGAUUGCUAUCGUUUAUCAAAAUCUGAAAAAAACACCAAUAUAAGAUUAAUUAAAGAUUUGCAAGAUAUGUAUGAAAAAAUUGAAGAUGUUGACUCAAUUGAUGGUAUGCUUAAAACCUUUACCUCUAGCAAUUUUGAAUCCAAGAUUAAAGAAUUGCAAUAUUCUUCCAAUUGGAAGAUGGCACAGGAUUGUUUUGAGACUUUGGGUAAUUACCAAAUAGAUUCUCUUGCCACUACGAAAAUGUUGCGUUCAAUGAGUGAACACCAACUGAGUAUGCAGGUUAUUAAUAGAACAAGUCUGAUACUGCCAGAAGAAUUAUCUGUAUUGGAAGGUGAGAAGUCAGAAUGGUAUUGUAUGGGACUUGAAGCUGCUAAUUUAUUAGGUAAUAUUGAUAUCUUGGGGAAAUGGAUUAAUAGGGUGGAAAUGCUUCAAAAAACUCCAGAUCAUAAUGUGCUUUUACAAUAUAAUAUAGCAAAAGCUUUGUAUUGUAUUCAUAGCAGAGAUGUUGAAAAGUUACAAUUCUAUGUUAAUAAUUGUUUUAAACUUGCUGGAACAUAUUUUACAACGCUCGCUAAUUCCGCUGCUCUUGUUAAACAACAAAAUAUUUUGAUGAAAUUACAUGGUUUGUACGAUAUAUUGCUUCUUUCUUCAGAAGUUGAUACAUAUCAAUUUAGUUCUAAAUGUAAUGUAAUCGAUUUUAGGUUAAAGCGUGUUGGUGCUGAUUUCAAAUCAAACUAUUAUUUAAUGGCUCUAAGGAAAUCUUAUGAUUUAUUAAGGCAUACAGAGUAUACAGAAAAGGAUCUUGGUGAUACAUAUUUUAAAAUAGCUCAGAUGGCUCGUGCAAAUUCAAGAUUAGAUAUUGCUACUGAUUCAUUAAUGAACUGCUUAUCAUUUGGCCAUCUUCAAGCAGAGCUUGAAUUUGCAGAAAUUUUAUGGAAAAAGGGUGAGAACGAUGGUGCAUUGAAAUUAGUGAGGGAAAUUCACCAGCGAUAUAAAAAUAAUUCUAAUAUAAAUGCAAGAAAUGCAGCCACUGUGUUAUUGAAAUAUACUGAAUGGCUGGAUUUAUCUAAUAAUUCAUCUUCAUCAAAAAUUAUUGAACAAUAUAAAGAAAUUUUCAAAUUGGAUCCAGAAUGGGAUAAGCCUUAUUAUUCUAUGGGCUUGUAUUAUAGUCGUUUGUUAGAAAGAAAAAAAGAAGAGGGUUACAUAACAACAGGUUAUUUUGAAUAUCAGGCUAUAUCCUUUUUCUUGAUGGCUUUUGAACGUAAUAUUUGCAAAGUUAGGGAAAAUUUACCAAAAGUGGUUACGUUUUGGCUAGAUAUUACAUCCCUUGCAAUUAGCAAUAAUACCAAAAUUAAUACUACUGCUUCUGUACAAAAUUCUACUGCACUAGAAAUCUGCAAUGCCGUUAAUAAUUCUUUUCAAACGUGUCCUAAUUAUAUGUGGUAUUCUGUAUUAACUCAAUUGUUAUCUCGUUUAUUGCACCCAUUUCCACAAUCUGCUAAAUUGAUUAGAGAAAUCCUAUUGAAAUUAGCCAUUGAUUUUCCAGAACAUAUAUUUUGGUAUGUUGCUGCAUUAAUGAACUCGUCGAAUACAAGAAGAAGACGUAUUGGUGAUGAUAUUGCAAAAAAACUUUUAUCCAAGACAAAUCAUGCAAAGUUAAUGACAUCUGCGAACUUAUUGACUACUGAAUUUACAAAAGUUUGUGUAACCGAUAUUAAGGAUAUAAAGAAUACUUCAAAAAGUCUUCAAGGUGAUUUUGAAUUUAAGUUAGAUAUUGCACCAACAUUAUUAGCCGUUCCUGUUCGGAUUAAUUUAGAGAUGUUGUCACCUACUUUGUCGACUGAAAUGAAAAAUACUUAUAAAACAUUUAGAUCUCUUGUUAGUAUUGAAAGCUUCUCUGAUAAGUAUAAGGUGUUUUCAUCUUUAAAAAAGCCUAAACAAAUAAAUAUCAUUGGAUCAGAUGGGCAGAUAUAUGGUAUUAUGUGUAAGAUGGAAGAUGUUCGCCAAGAUAAUCAAUACAUGCAAUUUGCUACUACGAUGGAUUUCUUGUUAAGCAAAGAUGUGGAAUCUGCAAAAAGAAAAUUGCAUAUUUUAACAUAUUCUGUCCUUUCUUUAAGAGAAGACUGUGGUUUAUUAGAGAUUGUUCCUAAUGUUGUCACAUUAAGAUCGAUUUUAGUUAAUAAAUACGAUAGAUCAAAAUUCAACUACAGUCUUGGGAAAAUGUACGCAGAAUGGAAAGAUUUGCAGGAUGUAGAAAGAAGACAAUUCUUCCAAAAACAAGUUUCAAAGUUUGUUCCCCAAUUAUAUAAAUGGUUUCUAGAAACCUUCCCUGAUCCGAUAAAAUGGUUUAAUGCAAGAAAUAGGUACACAAGAUCGUAUGCAGUAAUGGCUAUGGUAGGUCAUAUAUUGGGAUUGGGCGAUCGUCAUUGUGAAAACAUAUUAUUAGAUGUAGAAUUAGGAAAUAUUCUUCAUGUUGAUUUUGAUUGUUUAUUUGAGAAAGGUAAACAAUUACCAGUACCUGAAGUUGUUCCAUUUAGAUUGACUCAGAAUAUCACAGAUGCUUUUGGUAUUAUUGGUACAGAAGGUACGUUCAAAAAAUCCAGUGAAGUGACUUUAUCCUUGAUGAGAAGAAAUGAGGUGUCUUUAGUAAAUGUUAUUGAAACAAUUAUGUAUGAUAGAAGCUCAGACACUUCACUGCAUCACUCAUUAAAAAUUCUAAGAAAUAAAGUACGUGGUAUAGAUCCUCGUGAUGGAUUGGUCCUUAGUGUUCCAGGCCAGGUUGAAACAUUGAUUCAAGAGGCUACUUCUUUUGAUAAUUUGGCAGCAAUGUAUAUUGGUUGGUUAGCGUUUUGGUAG